Molecule: messenger RNA, 3125 nt
Organism: Betta splendens (Siamese fighting fish)
Lineage: Eukaryota; Metazoa; Chordata; Actinopteri; Anabantiformes; Osphronemidae
Gene: pip5k1bb
Product: phosphatidylinositol-4-phosphate 5-kinase, type I, beta b
Biological process (GO): phosphatidylinositol metabolic process
Molecular function (GO): phosphatidylinositol kinase activity
Source: RefSeq, a predicted model, not a curated record
CGUCUGCACCCAGUGGCGCACUGAAUGGCUCGGUUGUACGCAGGAGGAGGGCAGACACAUCGAGACGCACUGGGCUGUUUGCAGCUCUCAGUGGACGAGUGGCGCUUCAGUAGCACGCAGCUCCAGCCUGCGGUGCGCAGAAACACUGCGGACGUUAUACGUAACCUCAUUAAUGUGUGACUGACUCAGGAUCUUCUGCUGGAGGACACGCUUUUCUUCGAGCACUGCAGCAGCAACCGGGGGGGAAUAUCUCACCACUACACAGACAGACGACAGGCUGGUUCAGAUCCCCGUGAGUUCGGUGCAUCCUAGGACACUCUGUGCAGACGAUCCAAACCUCCCCAUGAUUAUUCAACCUGACAAUCACGAGAUGCUACCCUGAUUGCUGGUUCGGCCACACUUCAAGCGAGAUGUCAACUACUACAGAGAACGGGAUGGCGGGGCCCUGGAGCACCAGCAGAGAGAAAACCUACAAGAAGACCACAUCGUCGGCCCUGAAGGGGGCCAUUCAGCUGGGCAUUGGCUACACAGUGGGCAACCUGACCUCCAAGCCUGACAGAGACGUGCUUAUGCAAGACUUCUACGUGGUGGAGAGCGUCUUUCUACCCAGCGAGGGAAGCAACUUGACCCCAGCACAUCACUACCCCGACUUCCGCUUCAAGACCUACGCCCCGCUGGCCUUCCGCUACUUCAGGGAUCUGUUUGGCAUCAAACCAGACGACUAUCUGUACUCCCUGGUCAACGAGCCUCUGAUCGAGCUGACCAACCCAGGCGCCAGCGGGUCUUUGUUCUACCUAACCAGCGACGAUGAGUUCAUCAUCAAAACCGUCCAGCACAAAGAGGCCAAGUUCCUCCAGAGACUUCUACCUGGAUACUAUAUGAACUUGAACCAGAACCCACGCACGUUACUGCCCAAGUUUUACGGCUUGUACUGCAUCCAGUCGGGGGGCAUCAACAUCCGACUGGUGGUGAUGAACAAUGUGCUGCCUCGCUCCGUCAAAAUGCACUACAAAUACGACCUGAAGGGGUCCACGUACAAGAGGCGGGCGUCCCGGAAGGAGCGGGAAAAGUCCUGUCCCACGUACAAGGACCUGGACUUCCAGGACAUGCACGAGGAAGGGCUUUACUUUGACGCGGAAACGUACAACAACCUCAUGAAGACUCUGCAGAGAGACUGUCGGGUGCUGGAGAGUUUUAAGAUCAUGGACUACAGCCUGCUGCUGGGCGUGCACGUCCUGGACCACAGAGAGGGGGGGGAGGCGGGCCAGCCUGGGGGAGACGGGAGGAGGCCCCUAGCCCAGAGGGUGCUCUACUCCACCGCCAUGGAGUCCAUCCAGGGAGACGGGAAGGCCGCGGAGGCCCUCACCACGGACGACACGAUGGGCGGCAUUCCUGCAAAAACACACAAGGAGGAGAAGCUCCUCAUCUUCCUGGGCAUCAUUGACAUCCUGCAGUCAUACAGGUUCAUUAAGAAGCUGGAGCACUCGUGGAAAGCCCUGGUGUACGAUGGCGACUCGGUUUCAGUGCACCGGCCCGGGUUCUACGCCAGCCGCUUCCUCAAGUUCAUGAGCACGCGGGUCUUCAGGAAGACGCAGCCGCUUCGAUUCUCCCCCUCAAAGAGGACCCGCACCUCCAUCCCCGCCCUGAAGUCGUCCUCCCAGGAGAUCCUCUCCUCGCAGGCGGACGAUAGGAGCGAGGGCAGGAGGGAGCGUCUGGGAGGCGCCCGCAGUCUGGCCAGUCUGGACGGACAAGCCGCGUUCGACUCGUACCUGCGCCCCGACCUGGUCCCUGCCGACCCGUCCUUCCACGAAGACUCCUCCAUGGGAACCGUCUCCACCUCCUCCAUCUUUGUCAGCGUGGACAAUCAGACGCACGAGAGGGAGGACGUUGCUUCCAGCUCCACGUUCACGCUGGAGGACAGCGCUAUCUGCCUCACCUCGGAGCAGAGCACCAUGGACGUGGACAUAGACCGCGACGAUGGAUCAGUGCUGGACGUCUACUUGUGAAACGAGCUGCUCCACAAACGUCAUUUCCUCCUGCCAAACACAAGACAAUCGCCGCGCUCCGUGGGACGAGGCCACGCUGGCCUGUGAUGCUACUUGCCGUGCUGCUACACCCAUGUCCACUUGUAUUGCCAACACAUACCAAGACUGAGAUUUCCCACCGGUCUAAAGGAACAUGCCACCAAGUCACAGUGACGCAUAUGUGCAGGAACCGUGUGACAUAUGUGCUCAGACCGAGUGUUGCUUUUUAGGCCAUUUGUCAAUGCAGUGCCAUUAAGUUUUAUAUAUGUAUCCUGUUUAUUAGCCUACACAAGUCCCUAAACUAUAUAAACCCGAGGAACAGGAUGGACAGUGUGUUUUCUGCUGCUCAGAAUUAACGAGACACUUUUAAAGGUUGCAAGUGCAUUAAUCAUGGAUCAGAUGAUAAACGUUUACAGUGGAUUCACGUUGGCGUCGCUCGUAGCCACAGCCGACGCGGAUGAGGACAGACUCCUAUGAACACACCUGCUGUGGUUAAACUGACCGGACACAAACCUCGAGCGAAGGAACGCGAGACCAGACGGUUACUGGGUCGUGGGUGAAACACGCGGAGGGACGACGGACUCGCUAAUGACAAAAAGGCACUUUUGACGUUGUUCAUGAUCACUGUGAGGAACAGAGGAUCUGAGGAUGUUGGUACCUGACAAAAGCACAGAUUGGUGCGUGAACAUGCACUUUUCCCCCUCUUUUUACUCUACAAAUCAACACCUCUGUAAGUCAUGGAUGCUAAAUGUACAGAGACGAUGAAGGACCGUUGUGCAUCAUUUUGUGAAGCUACUAGUUUUUGAGCUUUGUCAUGGCUGAAGUUGCUUUUUACUCAGGAUGUUCUUUGAUACUGAACAAGCGUGUCCUCCAAGAAGUGGCGAGACAAUUAUCCUACAGUUAGAAGCUGUCCCAUACCUCUUCCAGCUCAUUUCUGACUAUAAAUGUUGAAAUCCACCACCACCAGUUGAGAUCAUUGUGUGAAUCUCAAUAUUUUACCAUUUGCUGAAAACAUUUCAAUUGCUGAAUGUAAAGACAAAGCAUAUUUAUAUAUAGAAGAGACUCCUAUGAAUAAACCGCUACAAUUCAGUGGCAAGUGAA